This is a messenger RNA of Agrilus planipennis (emerald ash borer), 3036 nucleotides long. RefSeq names its product adenosine deaminase 2-like. Lineage: Eukaryota; Metazoa; Arthropoda; Insecta; Coleoptera; Buprestidae. Gene Ontology annotation, biological process: adenosine catabolic process; inosine biosynthetic process. The transcript has 2 exons. The coding region runs from base 1258 to 2778 and encodes 506 amino acids. The record is from RefSeq and is a predicted model, not a curated record. Gene Ontology annotation, molecular function: adenosine deaminase activity.
CUAAUACCUCUUCAUUUCUAACCUUCUCUAUCCAUGGUAUCCUCAUCAUUCGCCUGUACCACCACAUUUCGAACUACCAGAAACUUCCCAUUGACGGAAAUUCUUCCAGACGCUUUAAAAUAGGCAAAAGAAAAUCGUAAUUUUACUUAUAGUCUGAGUUUCCAUUUCAUUUUUAAAUAUGAUACUCAGGGAAAUUUUUCAGUACUUCUUAUAAGCAGCCAGACCAGUUGUAGAAGCAAAACGUCCCCCGAAACUUUAUACUUUAUAACACGGUGACAUUUUAAUUGUCUCUAGGGGAUGUUUGGCCCCUACAACUGGUCCGGCUACUCACAAAAAAUAUUGAAAAACUUCCCUUCCUACCUAUUUGGUUACUCAGAAAAUAAGUAGCGUCUGAUGGCUCUGGGAUGUUGGACUAUAUUACUUACGAAUUUUUUUGUAUUAAAAGCAUUUAACAAAGAUUUAUAUUUCUACUGAAAUAUCGACUACAAAAAUUACGUUUUGAUAUUAUUCAAUUGAAGUACAUGACUAUUGUUUUAAGUUACACUCUAUUAGAAACUGAUAAAACGGUUAGAGUACCCAAUUUCUUAAAAUAAUAAUAACAAAUAUCGUACCCAAACAAUGUAUUUUUUCAAAUAUAUCUAUAACCACCGAUCUACAAUUUAUUAAGAACUUAAAGAAGAUAAAAGAAGUCAUUGUUUCACAAACUUAAUUUAAUGACUCUAACAAUUGUUUUGAUAACAUUUAUACAUACGUAACAAAUUGCUAUUCUAAUUAUGAAAAAUGCGUAUAAUUUUUCGCUGUAUAUCUUCAAAACACAAGAAGAUCGGUCUAUUUCGAUAACUACGUUUCUUAGAAAUUCUGGUACACUAUGUAAUUAAAGAGCUGACAACGGUUUGAGAUAAUUAAUAAUGCUUUCAACAUCUAAGUGACCUACUUAAUAAACCCAAUUUUUCUAAUAGGGUUGUAAAAAAUGAAUAAAAUUUGGCCUAUACCACUUAACAUUUUUUAUCUCUUUUACUACUGUAUCAUACAACAAAUAUUUUGAUUUGUUAUUUUGCAAUAAAAGAAAAUAGAAAUUCAGCGACAAUAUACUGUGAAAUAGUUAAUGUACGAUAAUCAAUUUACUUCGAUUAUUUUUUUAUUGGUUUGUUAUAUCGAUCGAAAUAUAAAUUGAUUCAGUGUCUUAGCAAAUCUAGCCUUCAACACUACACGCAACGUUAACGUAUUGUGAUUAUUUGUUAUUGAGAUUUGGUUGGAAUGCACCCGAUGUUGUUUUAUGUGCUGUUGGCAUUCGGAUGUGGUGUUUGUUUGUGUGACUACUGGAAAGACAGAGAAGAACUAAUAAAAGAAGAAGAGUCCCAGAUACUUGGAUCUUCCAUCAAACUUACCCACGAGGAAGAAGUCGUUAACAAAAGACUCAUUAAGAUCAAAUCAGAAGAAUUCAACAACGGAUUUGAUAACGUCGUAAACUUUUUACCUUCUCAACAUUUCUUCAAAACGAAAGCACAAGUAGAAAACUCCAAAGUCUUUAAGUUCAUUCAAAAGCUGCCAAAGGGAGCCAAUCUUCAUGUCCAUGACACUGCCCUUGUUUCGGGAAAAUUCCUUUUCAAUUUAACUUACAGGAACAAUCUGUAUGCCUGUUUUCGUAACGGAAGUUUUCAAUUGAAGUUCUUUAGUAAGCCGGAGUCUUCCUGCAAGUGGAUUCUCCUGAAAAAAUUGAGACAGAUAAGUCCUUCCGUUGACGAUUUUAUAAGUUCCAAAUUUAGUUUGAUCGUCGACAACCCGGAAAGGAUGUACAAGAGCGUGGACGAGGUGUGGACUGCCUUUCAGGACAUCUUUGCCGUUGUAUCUCCUUUGAUCACCUACAGACCCGUGUUUGAAGACUAUUUCUACAGGGCUCUCGAGGAAUUAUACGAAGACAAUGUGAUGUACUUGGAGUUUAGAGGUCUAUUACCGGAAGUGUACGAGUUGAACGGUACCGUCUAUGAUGAGGUCGAAGUGGCAGGAUUGUAUAUCAAUGUGUUGAAGAAAUUUAAAGAAGAUCAUCCUGAUUUUGUUGGUGCUAAGUUCAUUUACGCCCCGAUGAGACUUGCGGAUAAUGCCACUGCAUGGAAGUAUGUCGAAACGGUGAAAACGUUGAAGGAAUACUACCCUGAUUUUUUGGCAGGUUUUGAUCUGGUUGGGGAAGAAAAGAAGGGAUAUCCGUUGAAGAAUUUCAUUGAACAGAUAAAAAGUUUAGAAGGAAUUGUAAAAUUCUUUUUCCACGCCGGCGAAACGAAAUGGUAUGGGACAGAUAUAGACGAGAAUUUGGUGGAUGCAAUUCUUCUAAAUACGUCAAGAAUAGGGCACGGCUUUGCCCUUUUAAAACAUCCCAAACUUCUACAGAUGGUAAAAGAGAAAGACAUUGCCAUAGAGGUCAAUCCUAUAUCAAACCAGGUGUUAACAUAUGUAAAAGAUUUAAGAAAUCAUCCAGCCAUUUUCUAUAUUAAUCAAAAUUAUCCUGUGGUCAUAUGUAACGAUGACCCUAGCUUUUGGGGGACCAAGGGACUUAGUUACGACUGGUAUAUGGCGUUUAUGGGAUUAUCCAGUAAAUAUACUGAUCUGAGAUUUUUGAAACAACUUGCUAUUAACUCACUUAAAUACAGCAUGUUUUCUAAUGACGACGAAAGAAAUUUUGCGUUUUCUUUGUGGGAAAAGAAAUGGAAAAAGUUUAUCAUGGACUUCCUACAGAACCAGGAACUUCAGGAUUAUGAAAACAUUAAAGUUGUUCUUGUAUGAUUGUUGUAAUUGAUUUUAAAACGUUUUUUUGUGUAGGCCAUGCUGUAACUUUCUGUGUAUAUUGGGUUGCCUGGUCUGCUAUAAAAUAACACAAUUAAUUAUGACCUUGUAAGACACCUUUAAUCGAGGACAUAUGGAAACUGAGCCAUGGUAUUUAGUACCAUUUCGUAGUGAAAAACUUUAAUACAGUUGAAAAUUACCGUUUACGAAUAAUUUAUGUAAUCAAUAUUUGAAUAUUAAAUGAUUUCUUUUGAUGUU